CCGCUGCAGCCGCAGUGACAGGCGAGCCGGGCGGGUGACGGGAAGUGCGGGCCGCGGGCGCGGGCGGGAGGUGACAGCAGCCACGCGGGGAAGAUGGCUGAGGACUUCGGCUUCUUCUCGUCGUCGGAGAGCGGGGCCCCCGAGGCCGCAGAGGAGGACCCGGCGGCCGCCUUUCUGGCCCAGCAGGAGAGCGAGAUUGCUGGCAUCGAGAAUGACCCGGGUUUCGGGGCACCUGCCGGCAACCAGGUGGCUUCUGCGCAGCCGGGACUCGCGAGCGGGGCUGGUUCCGAGGACAUGGGGACUACAGUCAAUGGAGAUGUGUUUCAGGAGGCUAACGGGCCUGCCGACGGCUAUGCUGCGAUUGCCCAGGCGGACAGGCUGACUCAGGAACCCGAGAGCAUCCGAAAGUGGAGGGAGGAGCAGAAGAAGCGGCUGCAGGAGCUGGACGCUGCCUCCAAGGUGACUGAACAGGAAUGGCGAGAGAAAGCCAAAAAGGACCUAGAGGAGUGGAACCAGCGUCAAAGUGAACAGGUUGAGAAGAACAAGAUCAACAACAGGGUCGCUGACAAAGCGUUCUACCAGCAGCCAGAUGCGCACAUCAUUGGCUAUGUGGCAUCUGAAGAGGCGUUUGUGAAGGAAUCCAAGGAGGAGACCCCAGGCACAGAGUGGGAGAAGGUGGCCCAGCUGUGUGACUUCAAUCCCAAGAGCAGCAAGCAGUGCAAAGAUGUGUCCCGCCUGCGCUCGGUGCUCAUGUCCCUAAAGCAGACACCGCUGUCCCGCUAGGUGCCUGCCAUAAGGAUGGCCACAAAGCAUGGGCCUUGCUGGGGCAGAGGAACAGCUGCUUCAGCCAGGGUGGAACUUCCUCUGGCAGCUGCCACACACAGCCUGUUCUGUUCCUCUGCAUCUCCGGGAGCUGGGAAGUGGGACCCUUACCCCUUUCAACCCCAACUCCCUCCUGGCCCCACGUUCCAGCCCCUCAUGACUCCUUUGUGACUGUCCCUCCUGAUGUAUUUUUUCUUGGCUUAAAGGGUAUGUUAACUCUU
Peromyscus maniculatus bairdii (prairie deer mouse) is the source of this 1043-nucleotide messenger RNA. It is a transcript of the gene Cltb, whose product is annotated as clathrin light chain B. Gene Ontology annotation, molecular function: clathrin heavy chain binding; structural molecule activity. Gene Ontology annotation, cellular component: clathrin coat of coated pit; plasma membrane; synaptic vesicle membrane. The record is from RefSeq and is a predicted model, not a curated record. Gene Ontology annotation, biological process: intracellular protein transport; clathrin-dependent endocytosis. Lineage: Eukaryota; Metazoa; Chordata; Mammalia; Rodentia; Cricetidae.